Ectocarpus sp. CCAP 1310/34 is the source of this 5980-nucleotide messenger RNA. Lineage: Eukaryota; Phaeophyceae; Ectocarpales; Ectocarpaceae. The record is from the annotation of a GenBank genome assembly.
UAACGCGUCUUCGGGUCGGGUACAGGCGGGAGGGAAACAAAGAAACCUCGGAACAAUAACGACAGAGCGUGAGAGCUUCUGCUUGACGUUGGCUGGCUGAGGCUUGGAGGAAGGAAGGGUUGUAGGGAGGCCUGAGGGGCUUCUCUCCGAGAACCUCCGUCCAGUCCCGUUCUCAGGAACGUUUCUUGGAACGUUAUCGGGAACCAAUCGCCGUGGCGUGGGCUGUUCUCCGGCGGGACGCGUUUUUCGCUGGAGUUUACUCUGGGUCGCGGCGGCUUGUUGUCAGAGAGCUGAGAGGCAGCGGCAGCGUGAAACACGAACGCGCGCGAGAGGGAGAGAGAAAUAGACAAAGAGAGGAGGGGGUAUUAGGCAGCACUGAGCGGAGGGCCGGCAACCCGAUCCCUCCCCCUCCGCACCCGCUCACGUUGUAGUUGGCCUGUGAGCAGCGCUUCUGCUGCUCAUCCUCCUAUUGGUCGUGGCGCCUCUCCGCAGCGGGCGUGCGAGCUGGUCGCCGCAAAAAGGCGUGGCGUCAUUCAGUAAACGCGUGUGAACGAGCAACGGUAACAACAACAGCAACGGCAAUGAAGAAGCGGUUUGGGAAGAAGGGAGGCGCGUCCCUCGGCGGGGGGGGGGGGGGGGGGGGNGGGAGCUCCGGCGGCGGCGGCGGCGGCGGCGGCGGCGGCGGCGGCGGCGGCUACGACGCGUCCGUGGUGCCCCUCCCUUCCGAGCAGGAGAUCAACUCCAUGUUCCUGGAGGUCAUGGAGAGCCACGGCUGUCCCUUCCAAGGCAAGAUUUUCAAUGCCAGGGUACCCACGAUGCAGCAGCAGGACGCGCUGAAACACCUGACGGCGGAGCAGAAGUGGGAGACGGUCGUGACCGAGCGAGCGAAGACCAAGGGGGGUGGCAGCCGGCGAGGGUCUACGGGCGGGAUAACACCCAGCGGGCGCGUGUCCUCCCGCUCCGUGCUCCCCUCAAACGACGCCGAGAGCACCGCGGUGGACUACGCGGAGCAACUCCUCUCCCCGGGAAUGCCGCCGCUCGACGAGAUCAAGGACCUCAAGCUGACCCUGCGAGGGGCCAGCAAGCACUGGCUGGUUGAGUUUUACGAGGCAGGCGGGCUGACCGCGCUGGUGAUGAACCUCAGCGACGUUGAGGUGAUUGAAGACAAGACCGACCGGGAUGUUCAGCUGCAAGUGGAGCUGCUCAAGUGCCUGAAGGCGUCCCUGAACAACCAGCUGGGCAUUGACUUCCUGGCGGCGAGACCAGAGGUGGUGGGGAUCCUAGCGCUUAACUUCGGCUCGGAGGACGUCUUCAUCUGCACACAGGCUUUGGAGCUGUUGGCGGUUCUGAUGGUGGACGGACCCGAGGGCUACCGCGCGGUCUUGGCCGCGAUGGACUACUUCAAGCUCGUCAAGGGGGAGCGGGUCCGCUUCUACUCGCUGCUGGACGCCCUCAUGACGGACGAGGCGGACCUCGCCUUCAAGCGUGACGUCAUGCUCUUCAUCAACACGCUCGUCAACAGCGCGAUGGAUAUCGAGGAGCGGAUCGAGAUCCGCGCCGAUCUGAUCUACACAGGCAUCCUCGAUGCCGUCGAGCGCCUCAAGAACCAGUCCACCGACGUUUUCAUGGAAGAGGGAGACGAAGCCCUUUCCGAAGACCGCAUCGAGCUGGACAACCAGCUGCACGUGUUCGAGGCGGUGAUGAACAAGGACAUCGCAGAGGUCCAGCACACGUACAGCGACGAGCAGACGGUGAACCUGUCGGACCCCGAGCAGCUUUACUCCACCAUCUGUUCGUCCGUGGUAGAGUACGACUGCUUCGGGGUGUUCUUGUCGAUCAUGCAACACCUGCUCGUCAUCCCCAGCGCUGACCUUGCGGGAAAGCAGCAGUGGGAAGCGGCAGAGGAGGCGAUUCACCAGAUCGUGACCCACUCCGAUGACGAGUUCUCUCUGACGUACGAAGACCUCAAGAAGAUGCUGGACUGGAAGGACCGCCUGGAGGACCUGUCGGUCAAGUGCAAGACGCUGGAGGAAGAGAACACCGGUAUGCGUUCCGGAGGCGUCGUUCCCGGAGGGGGAGCGUAUCCCGCUGGCCCCGCCAACAGUGGACUGGGGCCCGGAUUCGGGCCGGGGCUGGGGCCCGGGCUGGGGCCCGGCUUUGGGCCUGGACCGGGGGGGGGUGUGCCGGUGUCAGCGGCUCCGCCGCCCCCCGGCCCGGCCGGAGCGGUCCGCCCGCCGCCUCCGCUUCCGGGCAUGCCAGGGGCGGGGGUCCCACCGCCGCCCCCCCUGCCCGGCAUGCCCGGGGCUGGAGUGCCGAGCCCGCCCCCGCUGCCAGGGAUGCCCGGCGCCGGAGCUCCGAUGCCGCCCCCGCUCCCGGGAAUGCCGAGGCCGAUGGGGACGCCGGCACCACCCCCUCUCCCUGGAGCGCCAGGAGUCCCUGGGCCGCCGCCUUUGCCCGGGAUGGCCGGCAAGAUGCCAAUGCCACCGCCGAUGCCCGGGGGGGGGAAGCUUCCCGCGGCGCCCCCUAUGCUGGGAAACCUGCUGGCGAGGGGGCUCCCCGGAUUGGGACCGGGGUUGGGGCCAGGGCUGGGGCCGGGGAAGGGCGGCGGGUUUCCUGCUCCGCCUCCACCGAAUAUGCCUUCGUUGGCUCACGGGAGGCCCAAGAAGCCUAACAAGAAGCCCGACGUUGCGCUGCGAAAUCUCUUCUGGAACAAGAUCCCGGACACGAAGAUCACGGGCACGGUGUGGGAGAAGUUCGACAAGGAGCUGGGGGGUACGGAGAUGAAGCCGGGGGAUGACCAGAGCCUCCUGGACGUGAACUACGUCACGCAGCUCCUGUCGAGCUUCUGCAAGACCAAGCCGAAGAGCGGGGAGGAGGAGGAGGCGAGGAUCAAGGCAGAGCUGGAGCGAAAGAAGAGGGCCAACGCGCAGAUCACGCUCAUGGACCCCAAGACCUCGCAGAACGUCGGGAUCGCGCUCGCGAAGAUCAGGCUUUCUAACGAAAAGAUCGUCCAAGCCGUCAUCACGAUGGACGAGGAAGUGUUGGACAUGGAGAUCAUCCGUUCGCUCCGCCAGCAGGCCCCCACGGGGGAGGACAUAACGGCUCUCAAGGAGUUCGAUGGGGACCGCACCAAGCUCGGAAAGGUGGAACGUUUCUUCCUGGAGACGAUGAAGAUCCCGCGCUACGCCCCUCGGCUAGACUGCAUGAUCUUCAAGGGCGGCUUCGAGAGGGACGUGAGGGACUUGACGGAGACGCUCGACAUCGUCAGCAACUCUUGCACGCAGGUGCGGGAGAGCAAGUCUCUGAACCGGCUGUUGAAGAUGAUGCUGGCCGUCGGGAACUUCUUGAACGGAGGCACUCCGCGAGGAGGGGCGUACGGCUUCAAGGUUGACGUACUCAAGAAGUUCAGCGAGCUCAAGGACGUGACCAACAAGCGCACCCUCAUGCACGCUUUCGCGGAGUGGUGCCAACGAUCACACAAGGAUCUGCUCAACGUCAGCGACGACUUCCCUGACAUCGAAGAGGCGACGAAAACGCCCAUGUCGCAGUGGAACGCCGACUGGACCACGCUGAACGGGCAGGUCAAGCAGCUCACCGCGCAGCUUGGCAUGGCGGAGAAGAUGCCCGGCCCUACCGGGGACAGGUUCGUCCCGGUGAUGAAACCGUUCUUAGAGGAGGCUGAAAAGGAGGCGGCGGCGCUCAAAACCAGAUUCACGGCCGUGGACGCCGCGGCGACGGACCUCAUCAAGUCCUUCUCGGAGGACCCCAAAAAGACGGGCAUCGACGACUUCAUGCGGGAGUUGCUGGAGUUCCUCAAGCGCUUUGAUCGGGCGCAGCAUGAGAACACCGCGAGAGAGCUUAAGGCGAAGAAGCAGCGCGAGAAGAAGGAGCGAAUAGAGGCGAAGAAGAAGAUGAUGGCGGCGAAGAAGAACGCGGCUUUGGGAAAUGCCCACCACGCAGAGAAGGCCAACUUGGUGGACAACGUGUACGGCAAGAUGAAGCAGAGGGGCGCGGAGGAUGUCUUGGGAGACAUCGCCAAGCAGGACCGCAGGAUCAACCGAGCAAGACAAAGCAUGACCCCAGCGGAGGGUGUCACGAAACACUCAAGAGGCUCGUCGAAGCACCGCAUGAAGGAGCUCACGGAGGUGGGCGAGGUGGUCGCGGACGGCGACGAGGAGCUCCUGAAGGUGGCCAACAUGGCCAAGUCCGUCAGCAACAACGGGGGCGGCGGCAGCAGGGGUGGCGGCGGCGGCAGCGGAUCCAUCGCGGACGGCAAGCCCAAGAAGGACCGGAGGACGACCAUGCUCGGGCGCUUCCGACGGCCUCGCGCGGCGGCCCCGCAGGAUGGAGGGGGGGCGGGGGGGGAGAGCGGGGUGGAGACGAACGCCGCCCUGGCGAACUACAUCACCAGCAAGAAGGACAAAAAGGACAAGUCCGCUCGGAGAAGCGCUAAACCUUCAGGAUGAGCGGGGCACGUUGCUGCGUCUGGUGGUGGCGCUGGCGGAGCGCAGAGGUGUCGUUCCGCGUGCUUUUGCGGAUGGAUACAGCUGCGCUCUCUCUCCUGUGUCUCUCCUCUCUCUCUAUCUCGGGUGCCUAAGCUGCAUUUGGCGGGAUCGCAAUAGUGCCGGAGGCGAGCUGCUUAUGUACGACCGAGACGGUCAGUCGGCGGGACUGUCGGCGGGACUGUCACCCAUAUCUUCUCCUUUUUUCGCGUACUCAGUCGAUCCUGCGUCAUGGCGUGUGCAACGUCGGAAGGAAGGCGUCGCGCAGUGAGGUCAAUGGAAAUCGCGUGUGUUGAUCGAUCACCCUUCGGGGGAUGACAGAACAGUUGGACAGAAAGCGGUUUCGAGCGCCUUGAUGGGAGAGACCCCCGCCAGCCUUUCCGGUGGCAGCGAGGUUCGCUGUCGGUGGUACCGAUAAGGAUAGCGAACCCCAGGGAUCGAUUGAAUGCCGGAGCGAAGAACAAGAAUUGCACGCGCGUGAAGCCUUCUCUCUAUGUUUUGAUAUCUGGACGAAACCAACUGCUUUGUGUAAAGCCACGUGGUUUCUGAGAUUUACGCGUUCAUUUAUAACUUACGGUAUCCACGAGACUAUGUGGGUGGGGUGGGAAUUAUUUAUUGUCGUUUUGCGUUGAAUCUUGUAAUGUGGUACGGCGGAGAAGACUUGCUUCAGCUGUUGGCCUCUCGCGGCAGGCACAUCUUCGCCUCCAGUGCGCACUCGACUCGGCGGUGCUCGGGGGUAGUUUGGCACGCAAGCCGCCUGCUCUGUCGUAGAUGCCGGGUCUUCUGCAGCGCACGCAAGAGGGUGAAAACGAGGGCUUGCAGGGUCAUAUUUCUUCCUUAGGUCAUCGAAAAUAGUAUCGGUUAACACGGUGUGAAUCCAUCCGGAGCUGUAGCUGGCAAGGGUUAGGUUUAGCCAAGGCGAGGGAUGGGCGUGACGUGCCCUUGUCAGCAAUCCUAUCUGGCCUUGCAUGCUUUCUCUCGGACUUUAGGCGCUUUCUGAUCUUGGCACGACAGGCCCCGUGCGUCUUUCCUCGGCUGUUCGUUCUCGCGUGUUGACCACCAGGGUAGUUUUCAUGCCGCGCCAGAUUCAUUGUGUAGGCAUGAUGAGGGUAGCAGCAGCGGUUGUGACAUACAGGAGAUAUUGGGGGGAAAUGUUACAGUAGAUAGUUUAGGCACGCACAUUAGUGGUGCCGCAUCUUGUGUUCGGGGGAACAGGGCGGGGGUCGGACGGCGGGACCUCUCGUGUCGCUAGCGGGCUGGGGUGCUGCUCUCGAUGUUGGUUGAUGUUGAUGUAGAUGUCGUUGGUGAUGCCGUCAUUUGUUGUUUAUUUUAUCGCAUGACUUCCCAGUGUCGUGCCCAUAAUUCGCUGUUGUUGCUGUGUAGGACCUGUGUGUGCGUUGCGGUUAGACAACCGCCGCUACCUCCCUCGUUCAGCUUCGUCUAAUCGUGUUGUAAAAACGUCAAACACACGCCGUCUU